AUGGAUAUUCCACCUCUGGUUCAUCAUCUCAUGGCUCUAGCAUUCUUAAUACUUUUCUUGGGUUCAUUUACUUCUCCAUUCUCGGAUUUUGAAAGCUCCGAUGAGCCUUCUAGUAUCUGCAGUUUUGAACGUCUUUCUGAGGUCAGAAGGGAAUGUAACUCCUUUUUGUCUUCAGCCUCUAAACUUAAACUUGAGGGUGGGAAAGCCUAUAGAAUGCCAAAUGAGCUCUCUUUUCUAUAUGGAGACUGGAUGCAAGAGACUGGCACAUCGCCAUUGAUGCCAUUUGAUGAUGGUGACAUGGGGAAGAACUUUUCAGAUUCUGGAUCACUCCUAAAAUUGGUUUCUUUCUCAAUAAUGGACAUUGACAUCUCCCAUCAGUAUGAAGAUGCAGUCAGUGUCUGCGGGUAUUUGUCUAUAGGCAUAAGUAGGAAUCGCUCACUGUCUAAUGAUGCAGACGGUCUGUCCCCAUGGUUCAGGAAAGAGCCAGGAAUUUCAGAAUUGAUUAUCCCAUUUGAAGGUCUUUAUACAGAGACUGAAGGCGAACGCUUGAUGUGCUUCUUGGGAACUUCGGUUUCUCCUUUCUCAGAGGGCUUUCCUGAUCCUUCGGAAUUACCAAUGGCCUAUAGCAGUGAAAACUAUCUCCAAUCUCCUCUUUUACAGGAUGAUCGUCUUAUGCUGGUUCUUCGGUACCCUCAGACAUUUUCUUUGACUAGCAGAGUGAUCCAUGGAGAAAUGAGGAAUCUGAAUCAAAAUUCAAACCCAAAAUAUUUCGAUAAAGUUUAUAUAUCAUCCCAGUUGGGUUAUUACUCAAAUUAUCAAUUUGUGUCCGAAAAGUUUGUGUUGAAAGCUUGCAAUCCGUACCCAUGCCAAGAUGGAUUGUUAGAUGGUGGAAUUAUCAAAGGUUUGGAGUUUUGUAAAAUUUUCCAGAGGCUUUCGGCAGAAAAGUUCGACAUUGUUGCAAACUCAGGAUGUGAUGGUACAGAGGAGCACUGCCAUAAUCUGGGCCCCUUUGUGCUAGGAAGUGAAGUGAAGACAACCAAUGGGAUUCAGGACAAGUUCAGAAUCAUGAUGAACGAUCUGCAUUGCAUUCCAGGAGACAAGCUAAGUACUGCGAAAGCUUCUGCGGUCUUUAGAGUGGUCUCUUCUGGAGAGAAUCUGUAUAUUGCAGAAGGAAGAACUGGCCUUUCCGGAAUGACAAUUACUGCAGAGGGAACAUGGAAUUCCUCAAGUGGGCGACUGUGCAUGGUUGGAUGCGUUGGUCUUGCUGAAACUGGGUCACAUGGAUGCAAUUCUCGGAUCUGUUUAUACUUCCCCUUUUCAUUUUCCAUCACUCAACGGAGUAUUGUUGUUGGGACCAUGUCGAGCAUAAACAAUACAGAUUCUCACAAUCUGUUGUCGUUUAGAAAGGUACUCCGACCUCUGGAUGCUUGGAAUAAGUACUAUGACUACAGCAACUCUUAUUUGUCGUACAAGUAUUCAAAAAUUGAGUCAGCCAAUAUCAUCUUGAAGAGAAAUGAGAAUUUCAAUUUGGGAACCUUUAUGAAGAAGUCAUUUCUCAAAUAUCCAUCUGUGGAAGAUAUAAACAACAUCACCAGUCUUUCCCUACUAUCAGAUGAGCUGAGUUUUGAUACCUAUGGUCUUCCAGAUCCUUUGCCCAAUAUCCAUCCUCCAAAGGCGUAUGUCACAAUGGAGGUACUUUCUAUAGGUUCCUUGUUUGGUCGUCAUUGGGCACACUUUAGAGACUUUUCUCAUAAAGAAGAGCCUCAAAUUCUUACUAAUUCUGAUUCCACCAAACAAGACCAACUUCUGAAUAUUUCAGCACAUUUCACCCUUAGUGGAGAAUCCCAUGCUCAUAUCUCGGUGCUAUACUUGGAGGGUCUUUACAACCCACUUCUUGGGAAGGCUUUUCUGAUUGGCUGCAUAGACAUCCCAUUGUCGCAGGGGCCCAUCAACAUUACAAGCCUGGAAAGCAGGAUGGACUGUUUGAUAGAAGUGAAAGUAGAGUACUCAUCUAAGACCACCCGUUGGUUGAUAAACCCAACUGCCAAGGUCUCUAUUACCAGCCAAAGGAAUGUGGAAGACACACUCUAUUUUAGUCCAAUCAGCAUCCAAACAUUUCUAAUUCCCUACAGUGACAACUCAAAAGAGUUCAUUUUUCGUCUAAACUUGGAGGAAAGUUUACGGAUGCUGGUUCUUUCUGCCUCAAUUGCUUGCAUAUAUAGCCAGUUGUUUUUCAUAGAAAAGAAGGUUGAUGCCAUCCCUUUCAUAUCCUUAGCCAUGCUUGGUAUUCAGGCUCUUGGCUAUGUUCUUCCCCUGAUCACGGAUGGUGCAAUCCUUUUCAAGUGGAAGGAAUUUCAAUAUUCUCAUAACCUACUUGAUGUUGGAAAACCUACGUGGUUUCAAGUAGUUGACUGCACCCUAAAGUUCCUUUCGCUGAUUGCUUUUGUACUGACUUUAAGACUCUGUCAGAAGGUAAAGAAAGCUCGUCUCAAACUACUCACCAGUCAGCCUAUAAAUUGGAAGCACAAUCCAAGUGACAAGCUAGUUUUUCUUUCUGCCUGGACUAUUCACAUGGUUGGAUUUGUAGCUGUUCACAUCAUUCAUUACAAGAAAACAGCAGAUGGGGUCAUAAGUACUCACCAUAAGCUUUCAGAAUGGGUGAUUGACGUAGACGAGUACAUGGGCCUUGUUCAAGAUUUUUUCUUGCUUCCUCAAAUCAUCGGUAAUGUUCUAUGGCAAACCCAAGUUAAAUCAUUGAGGGAACUUUAUUACAUUGGGUUCACACUUCUGAGAUUGCUUGUCCGAGCUUAUGAUUGCAUAAGAGAUCCUGUUUUCAAUCACUACUUUCAUAAAGGCGACCACAACAGAAGUUCAGUGUUCUUUUCAAAGUCUGAAGAAGUUAUAAUAAUGGCAAUUCUAGUUGUUCUUGCAAUAACAGUUCAUGUCCAACAGGGAUGGAAUUUCAACAAGUCUAGUCAAAUAGAGAAGUUCAAGCAGCACAGCCCUCCACCUCUUGAUUCCAAUUCCUGA
Messenger RNA from Vitis vinifera (wine grape), 3030 nucleotides. RefSeq lists its product as uncharacterized. The record is from RefSeq and is a predicted model, not a curated record. NCBI's taxonomy places the organism in Eukaryota, Viridiplantae, Streptophyta, Magnoliopsida, Vitales, Vitaceae. Gene Ontology annotation, cellular component: intracellular membrane-bounded organelle. Bases 1 to 3030 code for a protein of 1009 amino acids. The transcript has a single exon.